Messenger RNA from Macadamia integrifolia, 798 nucleotides. RefSeq lists its product as uncharacterized. The record is from RefSeq and is a predicted model, not a curated record. Bases 118 to 657 code for a protein of 179 amino acids. Gene Ontology annotation, biological process: blue light signaling pathway. NCBI's taxonomy places the organism in Eukaryota, Viridiplantae, Streptophyta, Magnoliopsida, Proteales, Proteaceae. The transcript has a single exon.
CUCUAAUCCUAAAUCCUCCCUUCAUGAACAUCACCCAGAAGUAGAAGUAAGAUUAGAAGAAGGAAGGAAGCAGAACCAGAAUUCUCUGAUUCACCAGACAGGCAACCAUCACGAAACAUGAGUGAGCAGAAGAAUUCUACUGAAUCCGACGACCAAGUUGCUGCCUCUGCCGCUGCUGCCGCUGCUGCUGCUGCUGCUGCAAGUAGUACUACUACUCCCUCAAAACAACAGCCGAAAAUCGCCGGAGAUUCAAAUGAGUACAAAAAGCAGCAAAAGCCGCCGCCGGAGGCUGACGAUGACGACGGAGUUAUUGAAUUAAAAGAUAAAGAGUCUGGAAAGAAAAUACAAGUUGAAUUGCAAGACCAGUCGUCGUCCCCCUCAACUAAUGAUGAUAUUGAAAAGGAAGCAGCUGCCGAUAUUUAUAAUAAUUCAGAUGGAAAAGGAGAUGAGGAUGAAUCUGGACGUGAGAGACUAAAGAGACAUCAUAAGGAAGUAGCAGGUCGAGUAUGGAUACCAGAGAAAUGGGGUAAGGAGGAGCUUCUCAAGGAUUGGAUCGAUUGUUCUGCCUUCAAUGCUUCCCUGGUUCCCACUGGAAUCAUGUCUGCCAGAGCUGCUUUAAUCCAGGAAGGACCACCACCGAAAUUCAGGUGGAAUUAAGUAUAUAUGUAUAUAUAGAGAUAAUAAAGUUAGCUUAAGAUGAUACGACUACCUUUUGCCUUUUGUCAAUCUCAUUCAUCUGUCCCUUACCUUUAAAUAAUAAUAGAAAAGAAACGUAUAUGGUGCUUUGAUGCUUGGUAA